CCCGCCUGCCCGCCCCCAUGCCUGCCUCCCAGAGCUCGCUGCUCCCCACACCAGCAGCCCGGACUGUCCCGGACGGACGGCGUGUCAGCCGGCCACCACCAGCCAUGGCGGGGCUCCGGGAGCUCCUGCUGCUCUGCCUCCUGGCCAUCUGCCUGGUGGGCUCCGGCUUCGUCAGGUGUCAGAAGGUGCAGUCCAAACGCUGCGACACAAAGACCAAAUUCAUCACCCACACACCCUGCACCCCAUGCACCGUCAGGAGGCGCUUUUGUCCCCUGGGCUGGAACCGGGUGCUGCCGGAGAAGACACCCCAGGACUGCCGCUACGAGGUGCAGCUGGGGGACGCUCCACUGUCCAUGAGUGGCUGCAGCACAGAGUGCUGGAAGGACGUGGUGCAGAAGGCCUGCUGCCCCGGCUACUGGGGAUCCGAAUGCUAUGAGUGCCCCGGGGGAGCUGAGAACCCAUGCAAUGGCCACGGGACCUGCCUCGAUGGCCUGGCCAGGAAUGGGACCUGCGUGUGCCAGGAAAACUUCAGUGGCUCUGCCUGCCAGGAGUGCCGGGACCCAGACCACUUCGGGCCUGACUGCCAGGCAGUGUGCAGCUGCGUGCACGGUGUGUGCAGCCAUGGGCCACUCGGGGAUGGAAGCUGCCUGUGCUUUGCUGGGUACACCGGACCCCGCUGUGAUCAAGAGCUGCCUGUCUGCCAGGCCCUGCACUGUCCCAGGAACUCCCACUGCUCCGCAGAGGCCCCCGCCUGCAGCUGCCUGCCUGGCCACACCCUGCGGGGCAGCGAAUGCCGAGCCCCUGACCCCUGCCAGCCCUCACCCUGUGCCCCACUGGCCCAGUGCUCAGUGAGCCCCAAGGGGCAGGCAGAGUGUCGCUGUCCUGAGGGCUACCAGGGCGAUGGGACGGUGUGUCUGCCCUGGGACCCGUGUACUGCCAACCACGGUGGCUGCCCCAGCAACUCCACCUUGUGUCUGUACCAGCGGCCAGGAAAGGCCUCCUGCUCCUGCAAGCCCGGCCUGGUCAGUGCCAACCACAACGCCUCUGCUGGCUGCUUCGGCUACUGCUUCCCUCACUCCUGUGACCGGUCAGCCACCUGCCAGGUGACCCCUGAUGGGAAGACCAGCUGUGUGUGCAAGGAUGGUGAGGUGGGGGAUGGGCGUGCCUGCUAUGGGCACCUGCUCCACGAACUGCAGAAGUCCAGCCAGACGGGCCUGAUGUUCCUGCAUCUGAGAGCCGCCAUCGCCAUGCUGGACCAGGGCUGCCGGGAGAUCCUCUCCACGUCCGGCCCUUUCACUGUGCUGGUGCCGUCCUCCUUCACCUCCAGGAACAUGAACGUGUCCCUUGCCCAGCAGCUCUGCAGACAGCACAUCAUCGCAGGGCAGCACGUGCUGGAGGCGCCAAGGGUCAAGCAGACACACAGGUGGUGGACGCUGGCCGGGCAGCUGAUCACCGUCACCUUCGAUCACCUCAUGUACACCUACAAGUAUGAAGACCAGCCCCAGCAGCCAGUCACCAUCCAGAGGACCAACUACCCAGCAGCCAAUGGCGUCUUCCACGUGGUCAGAACCCUGCAGUGGCAGCCCGGCCCAGGCUUCCCUGGGGACCCCAAGAGAACAAUCAGCCAGAUUCUGGCCUCCACCGAGGCCUUCAGCCGCUUUGAAACCAUCCUGGAGAACUGCGGGCUGCCCUCCAUCCUGGAUGGGCCUGGACCCUUCACGGUCUUUGUCCCAAGCAAUGAGGCUGUGGACAGCCUGCGUGACGGCCGCCUCAUCUACCUCUUCACCACAGGUCUCUCCAAACUGCAGGAACUGGUGAGGUACCACAUCUCCAACCACGGCCAGCUGACUGUCGAGAAGCUCAUCUCCAAGGGCCGGGUCCUCACCAUGGCAAACCAGGUCCUGGCUGUGAAUAUCUCCGAGGAGGGGCGCAUCCUGCUGGGGCCUCGGGGGGUCCCGCUGCGGAGGGUGGACGUGCUGGCUUCCAACGGAGUGAUCCACAUGCUGGAAGGCGUCCUGCUGCCCCCGACCACCCUGCCCAUCCUGCCCAAGCACUGCAGCGAGCAGCAGCACAAGGUCGUGGCAGGCUCUUGCGUGGACUGCCAAGCCCUGAACACCAGCAUGUGCCCCCCCAACAGUGUGCAGCUGGACAUCUUCCCCGGGGAGUGCGUCUACAUCCACGACCCUACUGGGCUCAACGUUCUCAAGAAGGGCUGCGCCCGCUACUGCAACCAGACCAUCACGAAACCUGGCUGCUGCAAAGGGUUUUUUGGACCCGACUGUGCACAGUGUCCCGGAGGCUUCUCCAACCCCUGCUAUGGCAAAGGCAACUGCAGCGAUGGGAUCCAGGGCAACGGGGCCUGCCUCUGUUUCCCAGACUACAAAGGCAUCGCCUGCCACAUCUGCUCCAACCCAAACAAGCACGGAGACCAGUGCCAGGAAGAUUGUGGCUGCAUCCACGGUCUGUGUGACAACCGUCCAGGCAGUGGGGGUGUGUGCCAGCAGGGCACAUGUGCCCCCGGCUUCAGCGGCCGCUUCUGCAACGAGUCCAUGGGGGACUGUGGGUCCACAGGCCUGGCCCAGGUCUGCCACCAGCAUGCCCACUGCGUUAGCCAGGGCGAUGUCAACAGGUGUCUCUGCCUCGAUGGCUUUGAGGGUGACGGCUUCUCCUGCACACCCAGCAACCCCUGCUCCCGCCCAGACCGCGGCGGCUGCUCGGAGAACGCUGAGUGUGUCCCUGGGGACCUGGGCACACACCGCUGCACGUGUCACAAAGGCUGGAGCGGGGACGGCCGCGUCUGUGUGGCCAUCGACGAGUGUGAGCUGGACGCAAGAGGUGGCUGCCAUGUUGACGCCCUCUGCAGCUACGUGGGCCCUGGGCAGAGCCAGUGCACCUGCAAGCUGGGCUUCGCCGGGGACGGCUACAUGUGCAGCCCCAUCGACCCCUGCCGGGCAGGCAAUGGUGGCUGCCACGACCUGGCCACCUGCCGGGCAGUGGGAGGAGGUCAGCGGGUCUGCACGUGCCCCCCUGGCUUUGGGGGCGACGGCUUCAGCUGCUAUGGAGACAUCUUCCGGGAACUGGAGGCAAAGGCCCACUUCUCCAUCUUCUACCAGUGGGUCAAGAGUGCCGGCCUCACCCUCCCCGCCAACAGCAGUGUCACAGCCCUGGUGCCCUCUGAGUCGGCCAUCCGCAGCCUGAGCCCCAAGGACCGCGCCUUCUGGCUGCAGCCAAGGAUGCUGCCACACCUGGUCAGGGCCCAUUUUCUCCAGGGUGCCCUCUCCGAGGAGAAGCUGGCCCAGUUGGGAGGGCAGGAUGUGGCCACCCUGAGCCACACCACCCACUGGGAGAUCCGCAACGUUAGUGGGAGGGUCUGGGUGCAGAACGCCAGCGUGGACGUGGCUGACCUCCUGGCCACCAAUGGCCUCCUGCACGUCCUCAGCCAGGUCUUGCUGCCUCCACGAGGGGAUGAGCUGGGGGGGCAGGGGUUACUGCAGCAGCUGGACUCAGUGCCUGCCUUCAGCCUCUUCCGGGAGCUGCUGCAGCACCACAGGCUGGUGCCCCAGAUUGAGGCCGCCACUGCCUACACCAUCUUCGUGCCCACGAACCGCUCGCUGGAGGCCCAGGGCAACGGCAGCAGCCUGGACGCAGACACAGUGCGACACCACGUGGUCCUGGGGGAGGCGCUCUCCAAGGAAGCUCUGCGGAGAGGGGGACACCGCAACUCCCUCCUGGGCCCUGCCCACUGGCUGGUCUUCUACAACCACAGCGGCCAGCCUGAGGUGAACCACGUGCCACUGGAGGGCCCUGUGCUGGAAGCCCCAGGCCGCUCACUGUUUGGCCUGUCGGGGGUCUUGACGGUGGGCUCAAGCCGCUGCCUACGCAGUCAUGCGGAGGCCCUGAGGGAGAAAUGCAUCAAUUGCACCCGGAAACUCCGCUGUGCUCAGGGUUACCAGCUGCAGAAUACCCCCAAGAAAAGCUGUGUCUACCUUUCUGGUUCCUCCUUCUCCCGGGGCUGUUCUUACACGUGUGCCAAGAAGAUUGAGGUGCCUGACUGCUGUCCUGGCUUCUUCGGCACAUUGUGUGAGCCUUGCCCGGGGGGUGUGGGUGGUGUGUGCUCGGGCCACGGGCAGUGCCAGGACAGAUUCCUGGGCAGUGGGGAGUGCCGUUGCCACGAGGGCUUCCAUGGAACGGCCUGUGAGAUGUGCGAGCUGGGCCGCUACGGGCCCGACUGUGCUGGAGUGUGUAACUGUGCCCAUGGGCUGUGCCAGGAGGGACUUCGAGGGGACGGAAGUUGUGUCUGUAACGUGGGCUGGCAGGGCCUCCGCUGUGACCAGAAUAUCACCGGUCCUCAGUGUCCAAAGAAAUGUGACCCCAAUGCCAACUGCGCACAGGACUCAGCUGGAGCCCCCGCCUGCGUCUGUGCCGCGGGAUACUCGGGCGACGGCAUCCACUGUUCAGAGGUGGACCCCUGUGCUCAUGCCCAUGGGGGCUGCUCCUCGCACGCCAACUGCACCAAGGUGGCCCCUGGGCAGCGGAUAUGCACCUGCAAGGAAGGCUACACGGGUGAUGGGGAGCUGUGCCAGGCAUCUCCUACCCCAGAAGUUAACCGCUGUCUCAUCCACCACGGGGGUUGUCAUAUUCACGCCGAGUGCAUCCCCGCGGGACCCCAGCAGGUCUCCUGCAGCUGCCGCGAGGGUUACAGUGGCGAUGGUGUCCGCACCUGUGAGCUCCUGGACCCCUGUUCCCAGGACAAUGGAGGCUGCAGCCCCUAUGCCAUGUGCAAAAGCACGGGGGAUGGCCAGAGGACAUGCACCUGUGACCCAGCCCACACUGUGGGUGAUGGCUUCACCUGCCGUGCCCGAGUUGGCCUGGAGCUCCUCCGGGACAGGCAGGCCUCAUUCUUCAGCCUCUACCUGCUGGAGUACAAGGAGCUCAAGAGCGAUGGGCCUUUCACAAUCUUUGUGCCACAAGCGGAUCUGAUGGCCAACCUGUCACAGGAUGAGCUGGUCCGGAUUCGCGCACACCGCCAGCUGGUGUUCCGCUACCACGUGAUCAGCUGCCGCCAGCUGCGGAGCCAGGAGCUGCUGGACUUGGGGUACGCCACGGCGCUCUCCGGACACCCGCUGCGCUUCAGCGAGAGGGAGGGCAGCAUCUACCUCAAUGAUUUUGCGCGCGUCGUGAGCAGUGACCACGAGGCGGUGAACGGUGUCCUGCACUUCAUCGACCGUGUCCUGCUGCCGCCCGAUGCGCUCCACUGGCAGCCUGACGCCGCCCCGACUCCGCGGAGAAAUGUGACCGCCGCCGCUGAGAGCUUCGGUUACAAGAUCUUCAGCGGCCUCAUGAAGACGGCCGGUCUCCUGCCCUUGCUUCGAGAUGCGUCCCAUAGGCCCCUCACGAUGCUGUGGCCCACAGACUCUGCCCUGCAAGCCCUGCCCCCCGAGCGCCAGAACUGGCUGUACCACGAGGCCCACCGUGACAAGCUGGCGGCCAUUCUGAGAGGCCACGUGAUCCGCAACAUCGAGGCCUUGGCAUCCGACCUGCCCAACCUGGGCCUGCUGCGCACCAUGCAUGGGACCCCCAUCUCCUUCUCCUGCAGCCGGGUCCGGCCUGGUGAGCUCAUGGUGGGUGAGGACGACGCACACAUUGUGCAGCGUUACCUGCCCUUUGAGGGUGGACUGGCCUACGGCAUUGACCAGCUGUUGGAGCCGCCGGGCCUUGGUGCCCGCUGUGACCGCUUUGAGACCUGGCCACUGCGGCAGAGGACCUGCGGCAUCUGUGGGCUGGAGCCGCCCUGUCCUGAGGGCUCACAGGAGCAGGGCAGCCCCGAGGUCUGCUGGCCCUACUACUCAAGGUUCUGGACAUCCCCUUCACUGCGCUACACAGGACUGCGCAGCUGGGCCCGGCCCAGCCUCUGGAGUCAGCCCCAGAGCCUGGGCAGGGGCUGCCGCCGCAACUGUGUUACUACCAGCUGGAAGGCCAGCUGUUGCCCCGGGCACUAUGGCAGUGAGUGCCAAGCAUGCCCUGGGGGCCCCAGCAGCCCCUGUAGUGACCAUGGCUUGUGCCUGGAUGGUAUGAGCGGCAGUGGGCAGUGUAAAUGCCACUUGGGUUUCACCGGGACAGCGUGUGAGCUCUGCAGCCCUGGUGCCUUUGGGCCCCAUUGCCAAGCCUGCCACUGCACCCCCCAUGGCCGCUGUGAUGACGGCCUUGGGGGCUCGGGCUCCUGCUUCUGUGAUGAGGGCUGGACCGGGCCACGCUGUGAAGUACAGCUGGAGCUGCAGCCUGUGUGUGUCCCAUCCUGCGCACCCCAGGCCAUGUGCCGUGCAGGCAACAGCUGUGAGUGCAGUCUGGGCUAUGAAGGGGAUGGCUACGUGUGUACAGGUAAGCAGGUGGGUGAGGACAAGUUCGGUGGGCCCCCAUUCCCAUCCUGUCACCUGCUCCAACCACUCCUGCCCCCAGUGGCAGACCUGUGCCGGGAUGGGCAUGGCAGCUGCAGCAAGCAUGCCAACUGCAGCCAAGUAGGCACAGUGGUCACUUGUGCCUGCCUGCCGGACUACGAGGGUGAUGGCUGGAGCUGCCAGGCCCGUAACCCCUGUGCCGACAGCCACCGUGGGGGCUGCAGCGAGCAUGCCGACUGCCUCAACACUGGCCCGAAUGCCCGGCGCUGUGCGUGCCAUGCUGGCUAUGUGGGCGAUGGGCUGCAGUGCCUGGAGGAGCCCAAGCCACCCGUGGACCGCUGCCUGGGCCAGCCACCACCCUGCCAUGCAGACGCCAUGUGUACUGACCUGCACUUCCAGGAGAAACAGGCUGGUGUCUUCCACCUCCAGGCCACCAGCGGCCCUUACGGCCUCAACUUCUCAGAGGCUGAGGCAGUGUGUGGGGCCCAGGGAGCCGUCCUGGCCUCCCUCCCUCAGCUCUCGGCUGCCCAGCAGCUGGGCUUCCACCUGUGUCUUGUGGGCUGGCUGGCCAAUGGCACGGCUGCCCACCCCGUCGUUUUCCCUGCGGCAGACUGUGGUGAUGGCCAAGUGGGCAUAGUCAGCCUGGGUGCCCGGCGGAACCUCUCAGAGCACUGGGACGCCUACUGCUACCGCACACAAGAUGUGGCCUGCCGAUGCCGCAAUGGCUUUGUGGGCGAUGGGACUAGUGUGUGCAAUGGGAAGUUGCUUGAUGUGCUGGCUGCCACUGCCAACUUCUCCACCUUCUAUGGGAUGCUUCUGGGCUAUGCCAAUUCCACCCAGCGGGGUCUCGACUUCCUGGACUUCCUGGAUGAUGAGCUCACCUACAAGACACUCUUCGUCCCUGUCAACGAAGGCUUUGUGGAUAACAUGACACUGAGUGGCCCUGACCUGGAGCUGCACGCCUCCAAUGCCACCUUCCUGAGUGCCAAUGCCAGCCAGGGUUCCUUGCUCCUUACUCAUUCAGGCCUCAGCCUCGUUGUCAGUGCUGUGAGCCCUGACAACACUUCUUGGAUCCCUGGGGUGAGUCCAACCACCGCACCUCACCUGCUGGCCCCAGUCCUCACUUACCUGCCAGGCCUGACUCUAGUAUCCUCACAGGCCCCUGGGGCAGUUGUGGUUAGCAGUGUCAUUGAGUGGGACAUCAUGGCAUUUAAUGGCAUCAUCCAUGCCCUAGGCAGCCCUCUCCUGGCACCUCCACAGCCGCGGGCGGUGUUGGCACCUGAGGUUCCCCCCGUGGCAGCAGGAGUGGGAGCUGUGGUAGCUGCUGGAGCACUGCUUGGCCUGGUGGCUGGAGCCUUCUACCUCCGUGCCCGAGGCAAGGCUACGGGCUUUGGCUUCUCUGCCUUCCAGGCAGAAGAUGAUGCUGAUGAUGACUUCUCCCCUUGGCAGGAAGGGACCAGCCCAGCCCUGGUCUCCAUCCCCAAUCCUGUCUUUGGCAGCCAGGAUACUUUCUGUGAGCCCUUUGACGAUCCGCUCUUGGAGGAGGAAUUCCCCGACACUCAGAGGAUCCUCGCAGUCAAGUGACACAGCAGGGCUGAGGAAUGUGCAGGAAGGAGAGGCCUUUAUUGCUCAUCUGGACACAGGCCCAGGGUGGCUGGGGCCUGUCCCGGACAAUAAAGGUACCCUCAGCGGAUAUGAGCCAUGUCGCCGAGGAAGGGUGUCUUCA
Messenger RNA from Choloepus didactylus (southern two-toed sloth), 8121 nucleotides. It is a transcript of the gene STAB1, whose product is annotated as stabilin 1. Gene Ontology annotation, molecular function: calcium ion binding; hyaluronic acid binding. Lineage: Eukaryota; Metazoa; Chordata; Mammalia; Pilosa; Megalonychidae. The record is from RefSeq and is a predicted model, not a curated record. Bases 18 to 7979 code for a protein of 2653 amino acids. Gene Ontology annotation, biological process: cell adhesion. The transcript is spliced from 67 exons.